Molecule: messenger RNA, 1052 nt
Organism: Dendronephthya gigantea
Lineage: Eukaryota; Metazoa; Cnidaria; Anthozoa; Malacalcyonacea; Nephtheidae
Exons: 6
Coding region: 1-1026 (341 amino acids)
Molecular function (GO): DNA binding
Source: RefSeq, a predicted model, not a curated record
AUGGCGCAAAGCGAAGAUAUAACGAUAAUUUGGAAAACAAACUGCAAGUGGAGAGAUACUGAUUAUGUUGUUAAAAGAAAGGAUGUACGACCGAUAUGUGGAAAGGACGCGAAGGCAUGUGCGCUGUUAAAACCAGGAGAUUCGGAGGGCAAAAUUACAAAAAAACUGGCAAAGGAAUCUGAGGCUUUAACAACGCAUGUUGACGAGUUUCAUAACAAUGCGGCAGUCGUUGCUGUUGACCAGACAAAGAUGAUUGAGAUUGAGGAAAUAAAAUGCAUUUUAAAAGAAAAUUUUCUGAGGAUAGAUAAACGUCUGGAGUCAUUGGAAAAACUCGCCAAAUCUUCGGAGAAUACAAUAGAAGAAAUGCGCAUUUCGUUGCAAAGUUUUCUGCCCGGGACAAAUCAGCGUUUUGAGAGGCCUGAGCUUUUGGAACCUUCUGCUCAUUCAACUGAAAAGGAAUUCAGUAGCCCAUUUAAUAAUUCCUCGACAUCGUUUCUCGAAGACACGUCAUCGACCGUGAAUUCAUCAGGCGAUCAUGAGCAAUUUCAGCUAUCAACGAUAGACAUAGAUGUUUUGAAGCGCUUGAUCGAUGACGCCGAUGUUCAUCCGGUCGAGGGCGAUCAAGAUAAAGCCACAAACAGUUCGCAACUUUCACCAAAGUCAGAUGCACCAAGCACAAGUCAAGUAUUGUCUGAUGAUAUUAUACGAAAAUUUGUCACACCGAGCAAGAAUAUCAAAAAAAUUAGCGAGGCGUUAGAAAAGAUCCCAGAGCCACGAAAGUGUGCAUUGAAAUUGCUACCUUUUUUUUUCUCCGACCGUGAGCUAAGUGAAUCCAACACUGAUGGGACGCAUGGUAAACCACCACUCGAUCCAGUUAAAUUGAAUUCAUUGAAAGUAUUGUUAUUCAUGCGCUUUAUCAUGAAGAGUAAAUACGACGAGGAACUUGUUUGGAAAGCGGUGAAGACAGCCAUAAACAAUAAAUGCCGGGCAAAUAAGUUUUAUAAAAAGAGACUUGAUCUGGCAUAAAUAUAACUCAUAUAUGCAUUGUAAAU